UCGAUGAUUCCUGGCCGUCACCCUGCUCGUAGGGUGAACGUUGCCAUAGUCAAGUCACCUCGAGUCAAGACAGUUGUCAAAUCCGCCACGACUUCGUCCAUCGUCACCGCCGUGGAAGCCCUCUGAAGUGAUUCGAGCAACGCCCGCAACGCCCCCCGAUUAGAUUUUGUUGACCCACGGCCUUUAAGCCUGAGAAGCAUGAUCUGGAUAAGGAUAUCCUGUUCCUAUUCGUCCUAAGGGAUGGCUGGCAAUUUCCGAUACACGGUCUGGGAUCCGUGCAUGAUCCUGGCUCAAAUGGCCACACUCCAAUGCUGUUUCUACGUCUCUUUGGGUGCCUGGAUCGUGAUUUUGGACGUUUUGGUCGGCUAUCCCCGAUCCCUGGACCAGAUUUUCAAGUACCAGUCCUGGUUCAUGACGCAAGCCCAUGGGAAAGUGAUGAUCACGGCCCUGAUAUGCAAUGCCUUUUCCAGUUCGUUGGCUUUGUGGCACGUGAUUCAACGCACCAAGUUGUGUCUGGAUUAUACUUGUACGGUUCACUUCUUUCACGUGCUUCUCUGUUGGUAUUAUAAUGGCUCUCUGGCCCAUCACUUCUCUUGGUGGGUGAUUAACACCAUCUCCGUGACCCUCAUGUGUGUCUCAGGCGAGUUCUUGUGCAUGAGAACCGAGUUGAAGGCCAUUCCUGUCAGUAUGAGUGGUGCCAAAGUGGACUUGUGA
Molecule: messenger RNA, 714 nt
Organism: Tigriopus californicus
Lineage: Eukaryota; Metazoa; Arthropoda; Copepoda; Harpacticoida; Harpacticidae
Gene: Sys1
Product: protein SYS1 homolog
Exons: 3
Coding region: 241-714 (157 amino acids)
Biological process (GO): Golgi to endosome transport; Golgi to plasma membrane protein transport; protein localization to Golgi apparatus
Cellular component (GO): Golgi membrane; trans-Golgi network
Source: RefSeq, a predicted model, not a curated record